AUGGCUCGUAAAUAUUUGACUGAGGAAGAGAUAAAUGACUUAUUGAAUGUCGCUAAUGAUUCAGACAAUGAUAUUAACUCUAAUAAUACUGAUUGUAGUGAUCAUAAUAGUGAUUCAGAAUUGACACAAAUGUCUUACAAAUUAGUGAUACAGUGUCUGAUCACCAAAGCUAUCAAUUUAAUGAAACAAUUAAAUCCAAUAAAUGUAAUUCAACCAUCAACAUCACAAUUAACAUCUCAACAAUUACCGAUACUAUUGCCUCAAACUUUGUCUCAGCAAUCAUCUCAAACGACAUCUAACAUAUCUCAAUCAUCUCAACAAUUGUCUCCAAAAUCAACUAAUUCAUCACAAAAUUCAAAAACCGAAUUAGAUCGUGAAAAACGAAAGCAAACAUAUAAUAAUUUAAUUGAUGAAAAAGAAAUGCUUGCAUAUAUUGGACUUUGUAUUCUUAUAGGAGUUGAUAGAUCUUCACAUGAAAAUCUCAAUGAUUUAUGGGACACUGGAGGAAGAGGACGUGACAUAUUUAGGGCAGUAAUGCCUUUGAAAAGAUUUCAAUAUAUUACUGAACAUUUGUGUUUUGAUCAUAUAGCUUCACGUGAAGCUCGUAAACUGAAUGGUGACAAAUUAGCUCUAUUUAGUAAUAUUUUCACUGAAUUUAGAAAGGUUUGUCGACAAAAUUAUGAAAUGUCAACAAACGCUACAAUUGACGAAAUGUUAAGACCUUUCAGAGGUCGGUGUCAAUUCAAGCAAUAUAUGCCCAAAAAGCCAGCAAAGUAUGGCUUAAAAUUUUUUAUUAUAUGUGAUUCAGAAACUGCUUAUUGUUAUGAUGCCUUAUUUUAUACCGGAAAAGAAAAUAAUACAAAAGCUAAAAGUGUCUCUCAAAAUGUUGUCUUAGAAUUAACAAAACGUAUUAAACAUACUGGACGUAAUAUUACAACAGAUAACUGGUUUACAAGUUAUCCGCUGGCUAAUGAAUUAUUAAUGUCUAAUCUAACACUUGUUGGAACAGUAAAGCAUAAUAAGAAGGAAAUACCAAAACAUUACUUAGAAAAAAAGAAGAGAGUUAUCGGUUCUUCUGAGUUUUCAUCCAAUGAUAACAUUACACUCGUUGCCUAUUAUCCUAAGAAAAAUAAAGUUGUUUUGGUGUUAAGUUCAAUGCAUUCUACAGAAAUAUGCAGUCCUCCAAAAAAACCAGAAAUUAUUGAAUACUAUAACCAUACAAAAGGAGGGGUCGACACAUUAGAUCAAAUGUGUGCAACUUAUAGUACUGGUCGUAAAACAAAUAGAUGGCCAACUGCGGCAUUUUUUGCACUUUUGGACAUCAUGGCUGUAAAUUCGUAUAUAAUUUAUAGACAUUAUGCAUCACAUUUGAUACCAGAACCAAAUGAAAGUAAAAAACGUCGCGAGUUUUUACACACAUUAGGUGAAGGCUUAGCAUUCAAACAAAUGAUGUCAAGAUUGGAAAUCAAUGAAUUAAGUCAAGACUUGAGAAUGAGAAUAAAACUCAUUAUUAAAAGAAAACAUCCAGAAUUACUACCUAAACCUAAUGUUACGAAAGAUGCUGGCAAACGAAAAAAAUAUAAUGCAAAUCAAAGUCGUUGUUAUUUGUGUCCGAGAUGUGAUAACAAAAAGGCUACUAUUAGAUGUAAUGAUUGUGAUCAGUUAAUUUGUAAAUCAAAUCAUAUGAUUAUCUAUUGUACUCAAUGUUCUGAUAAAGAUUAUACUUUAAAUGAUUAA
Molecule: messenger RNA, 1737 nt
Organism: Oppia nitens
Lineage: Eukaryota; Metazoa; Arthropoda; Arachnida; Sarcoptiformes; Oppiidae
Product: piggyBac transposable element-derived protein 4-like
Exons: 4
Coding region: 1-1737 (578 amino acids)
Source: RefSeq, a predicted model, not a curated record